Linderina pennispora is the source of this 1494-nucleotide messenger RNA. RefSeq lists its product as uncharacterized. The coding region runs from base 1 to 1494 and encodes 497 amino acids. The record is from RefSeq and is a predicted model, not a curated record. The transcript is spliced from 2 exons. Lineage: Eukaryota; Fungi; Kickxellomycota; Kickxellomycetes; Kickxellales; Kickxellaceae. Gene Ontology annotation, molecular function: transmembrane transporter activity. Gene Ontology annotation, biological process: transmembrane transport.
AUGCCGCUAAAGUCGCGGGUUCUUACCCUUCUGGCCCUGGCAUUGUCGAUUUUCAUUGCUGCCUUGGACCAGACCAUUGUGGCUAGCUCCAUGCCGGCGAUUGCUGAGCACUUUGGCGCAUUGUCUUCAGUCAACUGGAUUGCCACCAGCUUCCUCCUCGCGUCAACUGCCCUGCAGCCUCUGUAUGGCCGCCUGUCUGAUAUCUUUGGCCGGAUUGAGACGCUGGUGGUUGGCCUUGUAAUCUUCCUCAUCGGCUCUGCCGUUUCAGGCGCAGCCGCCACCCUGCCCAUGCUGAUUGCAGGCCGUGCCGUGCAAGGCCUGGGCGCCAGCGCACUGAUGUCCUUGGUGAUGGUCAUUGUGGCAGACAUUACAAUUGAGCGCGAGCGCGGCAAGUUGUCGAGCGUGUUCGGGUCGGUGUGGGCAAUUUCGUCGGUGCUGGGCCCGGUGCUUGGCGGCGUGUUCACUGACAGCAAGGCAGGGUGGCGCUGGGUGUUUUACUUCUCCCUACCCGUCGGCGCCGUUGCAGGCAUCUGCUCGUUCAUGGACAAACUGAAGCGAGUGGACUUUAUCGGAAUCGCCGUUCUGGUUAUCGGCGUCGUGAUGUUCCUGCUGGCGCUGAGCUUCGGCGGCAAAGAGUACCCGUGGUCGUCACCCACCGUCAUCUGCCUGUUGGUUUUCGGCAUCCUGGUGAUUUUGGCUUUUGCUGUGCUCGAGUGGAAGGUCCCUUCCGAGCCUAUCAUGCCCAUGCGACUGUUCCAGAACCGCAAUGUCGGGCUCAUGCUUGUGCUGAACAUCUUCCUGGGUGCCGUCGUAUUUGGCCCAACGUUCUAUAUUCCGAUCUACUUUAGUGUUGUGAAAAACGCCAGCGCCAUCGGGUCUGGCCUGCGGCUCCUGCCGUUUAUGCUACCGAUUACUUUUUGCUCAAUCUUUUGCGGCAUCUUCACCUCAAAGACUGGCCGCUACCGCGAGCUGAUCUGGGUCGGCGGCGCUAUCACCACGCUAGGUAUUGGCCUGCUGGCACUCCUAAACGAGCAUUCGUCGGCGGGUGCCAGCAUUGGCAUCCUGCUUGUCAGCGGCAUUGGCGUCGGGUUCUGCUUGCAGCCGACUAUGAUCGCCCUGCAGACGGCUGCCGAGCCCAGAGACAUGGCUACUGCCACUACCCUUUUCGUGUCGGUGCGCACACUGGGCGGCACCAUCAGCCUGGCCAUCUUCCAAGCAGUGCUGCAGAAUGCGAUCAAACCCAAGCUUCUUGUGCUGUCACAGCAGUUCCCUGAGUAUGCAGCACAUAUUGCUUCAACUGUUGACCGUCAGUCGAACAUCUACAGCCCUGGUAUUCCUGAAGACCUGCGCAACGACAUUGUUGUUGCCUAUGUUGAUGCACUGCGCCUGGUGUUCUAUGCAAUGAUUCCUUUCGCUGCUAUGAUCUUGGUAUGCACAUUGCCGGCCAGACAUGUGCCGCUGAAGACACAAAUGACCAAAACUAUUUCCGAGUAA